Molecule: messenger RNA, 1056 nt
Organism: Chondrus crispus (carragheen)
Lineage: Eukaryota; Rhodophyta; Florideophyceae; Gigartinales; Gigartinaceae
Exons: 1
Coding region: 1-1056 (351 amino acids)
Source: RefSeq, a predicted model, not a curated record
AUGUAUGUCCUUUUCCUUUUGCUAUACUCUCCCUUCUGUAGCAGGAAAAACAUCACUACCCGCACUGACCGCUCUCUCUCAUUCCUUCACCUCAAUCUUCUGCGACACCAAACGAAUGCUCAACAGUUCCGCGACAAACAUCUCUCCAUUCUUGCGCAAAACGCAUACGCUCUAGCCAAACGCGUCCAUAAACUCGAAGCCGCAAAUGCCACCCAAAGCCAAGAGAACCGAGCCCAGGAAGCCGAAAAUGGAAAAUUGCGCACUGAGCUUGCAGCUCUCCGUGCGCAGAACGCCCGCCUCAACCAGACGAGUCACCCUACACACCUCGCUGCUACCUUGCAACCAUCUCGGCCAUCCCACCGCCCGUCAUCUUCAGUUCUCGGCGGUUCGUCCACGCAUGUGGAUGCAACUCGCACAAACGACUCUCUUCGCAACCCCAUUCGACAAAGGCAAUCACACGGCGAUCCUCCCACGAUGCCAGACUCUACCCUCGAGUCCACCCAAUACGGCGUCCAACAGGCAAGUCCAAGUCGUUUCACAAAUAUCCUCCACGGCGUUCGAACUCGUGACCAGCCAGGGUCCAUCGCGAAGCUGCCGCGUCGUCAUCUAGAAAUCGAGCGGGGCAACACCCGGCAGGCAGUGGCUAGCUCUCUCAACGCUGCAGCGGUUAGGCAAUCGAAGCGCAGAAGGGAAGGUAGGCCAACCCCACCUGCUCUAACGCUGAAACGCUCUCGUCGAAUUCCACCGCCCGCACUCGUUCCAAAGCGCGCCUCUCGCGCACAGCCGUCCGUGGUUGCCGCUAGUCGGGCGCAAAGAAGCGCGCCUCGUUUUACGUCUUCGAAACCAACAGCAACUGCAGAGCUAUCAAGAUUUGCGCGAGGUGCUGGAUCAAAUUCCAUUAGGGGGAACCUCUUGAGAGGCACGAGCACGCAACAGCCCGGAGAUUGGCAGCGGAGAGUCUCCAGCGUUCCACGCCCCUCAGCUACACCCGAUAGACUGGGAAAGAAUGCACAAAGGCGAAACCGACAUGGUAGCAAUCCAUUGGCGAGGUGGUAG